This is a messenger RNA of Brassica napus (rape), 1176 nucleotides long. Its product is annotated as deSI-like protein At4g17486. Gene Ontology annotation, molecular function: deubiquitinase activity. The record is from RefSeq and is a predicted model, not a curated record. NCBI's taxonomy places the organism in Eukaryota, Viridiplantae, Streptophyta, Magnoliopsida, Brassicales, Brassicaceae. The coding region runs from base 298 to 1008 and encodes 236 amino acids. The transcript has 3 exons. Gene Ontology annotation, biological process: protein deubiquitination.
GCAAACGUAGUACCACCAGUGCCAGUGGUCACUGCACAAAUAAAAAUAAAAAUAUCUUUACCGUAUUUAAAACAAAUACCAGAUUCAGUGAAUUAACAGAAACGGAUGGGUAAAGUAAAGUGGAAGAACAUCUAUCGACACAAGACAAUAGAAAUAGAGACACGCUUUCACUUUCUCAAGAAACAGUUAAAGAGAAGAAGAUGAAACGACAAAGAAACCUUUAAAAGUUCUCUCAUCUUUAAAUCCCGGAUCUACCCUUCUCCGGCUCCUGAUCGGUGAUGUAUUGAUGCGGGAGAGAUGUUGUGCUGGAGCGGUUCGGUUAGGCGGAAGCAGAAACCCGGUCAUUUUCCGGUUUACCUGAAUGUCUAUGAUCUAACUCCUAUGAAUGCUUAUGGCUACUGGCUCGGACUUGGUGUCUUUCAUUCUGGUGUUGAAGUUCAUGGAGUUGAAUAUGCAUUUGGAGCACAUGAAUAUCCAAGCACAGGCAUCUUUGAAGUGGAGCCAAAGAAGUGUCCUGGUUUCACCUUCAGGAAAUCGAUUCUCGUCGGUAAAACAGACAAGUGUGCGAGAGAUGUCAGAGUCUAUAUGGAGAAACUAGCUGAAGAGUAUCGAGGGAACAAGUACAAUCUCAUCUCAAGAAACUGCAACCAUUUUUGUAAUGAAGUUUGUGUUAAACUUACUCAGAAACCAAUCCCUAGAUGGGUAAACCGACUUGCUCGCUUAGGGGUUCUCUGUAACUGCGUGUUACCACCACGCCUAAACGAGUCAAAAGUGAGACGAGUAGUAAAAGAAGAGCUUUCAGAAGGAGAGAAGAAGAAGAAGAAAAUGAUGAACACAUCACGGUCAGGUCCUUUACUUUCUACCUCUUCAUCUUCUUCGACAUCUGAUAAUAAUCAUCGUUCACACAUUCGAGCAAAAUCAACUGGUAAUCAUUCUUCUUCGGGUUCUAAGAAAAGUCAAAGACAAGCUCAAGACAAGAAGUCACCAAGCGUAAGCGUCAAGACUUGAUUCCCAUCAUCAUUAUUUGAAUUUUUUUUAUUAUUCUUGUUAAUGAAAAGAACAAAGGAAAAGAGGAAAAUGCUAAGCAAAGUAUCAAUCAUACAUGGGCAAGCUCGUCCUUUGUUCCAAAGUUAUUGUUAAUUCACCUUACUUGAAAACUCCUUUAGGUGCUUUUUC